This is a messenger RNA of Fundulus heteroclitus (mummichog), 3688 nucleotides long. RefSeq names its product S1 RNA binding domain 1 (gene srbd1). Gene Ontology annotation, molecular function: mRNA binding; structural constituent of ribosome. The record is from RefSeq and is a predicted model, not a curated record. Gene Ontology annotation, biological process: nucleobase-containing compound metabolic process; translation. The transcript has 21 exons. The coding region runs from base 93 to 3146 and encodes 1017 amino acids. Lineage: Eukaryota; Metazoa; Chordata; Actinopteri; Cyprinodontiformes; Fundulidae.
CAUUGCUGUUGCAGGAAGCGGCUCUUUAGCUUUUGUGAUUUUUUUUUUGUGAAACAGCUGCUUCUUACCCAAACCUACUCAGCGUUAUAAAGAUGAUGCGAAGACCCAGAGCAACGACUGCCAAACCUGUACUGUACAACGAGAAUGAAAAUAUGGACUCCGACCUGUCUUUUUCUCAGAUAUUGAGCAGCGAUGAAGACGUGGAGGAGUGGAGGCCACCGGAGUCAACAAAAGCUUCCAGCAAAACUGCCAGAGCACCUACAGCUGGGGGGAGGAAAGCAGCUCCCAAACGGACUGCUAAACCAAAAGUUCCCAAAGAACCUAAGGUCCCUAAAGCGCCCAAAGACCCUAAACCAAGGGCACCCCGCAAACCCCCAGCCAAACCUAAAUCUCCCAACACUCAAAAAACAAAAGCAACUACCAAGUCUGUGUCGGCUGGGACAAAGAGAAAACAGACUAAUGAGGACGAUUUAGGAGAAAUCAAAAGACGGGCACCGAAUCAUUGCCCAGAAGAACAGAUGGUUGAAGAGAGUACCAGGAUGAAGGAAGAGCGGAUUUCAUUCAUUGUGUCAGACGCCCAUCAGACGGACGGAUGCGCAGACGAAGGGACAUCACAAGCUAGACUCCAAGUAACGAAGAAGGAAGAACCGGACGAGGAUUUCACUUUCGAUGAGGCUAGUCUGAAAAGACUGCCGACCAGCCAGGCGUGCCAGAGACAAAGAGCUACCUUACCAGAGUCUAAAGCACAGUCUCUGAGGAAUGAACUCAAUAUGAACUGGGACCUGGUUGAGCUUCUCUCUACGCUGAGCUGUGUGGAGCAGUGGGUUUGUGCAAAUAUCAUUAUGCUGCUAAGUGAGGAAAACACGAUUCCCUUCAUGGUGCGCUACCGCAAAGACAUGAUCAACCACAUGGACGCAGACGCUGUUCGAGAUGUCCAGAUGGUCUAUGAGGAGUUAUGUGCUCUUGCUAAGAAGACUCAGUCUGUGAUCCAGACCCUGAAGAAGGAUGGUGUCUUGACACCCGAGUUGGAAGAAAGCCUUAGGAACUGCCGAUCAGCUGAUGACCUAGAUCAUGUGUAUUCUCCCUACAAGAAAGGCAGCAAGCUCACAAAGGCUCGCAGGGCCAAAGCAUUGGGCCUCGAAGACGCUGCCACUGCGCUGCUGAACUCACCUCACACUCUGGAUCUCAGCACCUGGGUGAAGCCUGGUACUGAAGGUCUUUCAUCUGUGGAAGAAGUUGCCACUGGUAUGGAGCAUAUUUUGGCCGACAUGAUAGCCAAAGACCCUGAGACGCUCUCCUACAUCAAAACAUUAUGUGAAAAGAGCUUUGUGACCAUCCAGUCCAGCGUGUCAAAAACGGCACUCAAGGAAAAAGAGCAGGAGAAACAUGACGGAGGCCACAAGAAGCCAGGAGCGGAGCAAAACAAAUCCAAAGACUUUGACAAGUUCCAACUCUAUUUUGACUUUACUUGCAACGUCCAGCGCAUCCAGCCUCAUCAGACACUGGCGAUUAACCGAGGGGAGAGUCUGAAGAUCUUGACAGUGAAGGUGAACAUUCCUGACAGAGUAAAGAGCGAGUUUACUCGGUGGUGCAUCAACAACAGGUGGAGACCAAAGACCUUUGCCAGAGAGCAACUUAAUGCGAUUAUCAGAAAUGCAGUAGAGGAUUCGUAUAAAAGGCUUAUUCUGCCUUUCCUCACUCGAAGCUACAGAACUAAGCUAACAAGUGCAGCGGAAAAAGAAUCAAUCACCAUGUUUGUGCGAAACCUCCGCCAGCGUCUCUUGGUCUGCCCAGUCAGGGGCUGUGUCAUAAUGGGGGUGGACCCUGGCUUCAGACAUGGCUGUAAACUGGCUAUCCUGUCACAUACAAGUCAGAUCCUGCAUACUGAUGUCGUGUACCUGCAUAAUUCAGGACAGCAAAGAGAAGCGGAGAAAUUGCGCCACCUUUUGAUCAAAUACAGUUGCACCAAGGUGGUCAUUGGCAAUGGUACUGCUUGUCGUGAAACUGAGUCCUUCUUUGCUGAUCUCAUCUCUAGACGUUAUUUUCACCCGCUGGAUGUGUCCUACUGUAUAACCAAUGAAGCAGGAGCGUCCAUCUACAGUGUGAGUCCUGAGGCGGUCAAAGAGAUGCCAGACAUGGACCCAAAUCUCAGGAGUGCAGUGUCUAUUGGAAGACGUGUCCAGGAUCCACUGGCUGAGCUUGUGAAGAUUGAUCCAAAACACAUUGGUAUUGGAACAUAUCAGCACGAUGUGUCGGCCGGAGCUCUGAAGGCAGCGCUGGACGGAGUGGUGCAGGAGUGUGUGAGCUUUGUGGGAGUGGACAUCAACAUCACCUCUGAGACACUGAUGAGGCAUGUAGCGGGGCUGAACGCAGGCAGAGCUCGGAGCAUCGCGGAGUGGCGAGAGAAAAACGGUCCGUUCAUCAACAGGGAGCAGCUCAAACUGGUGAAAGGCAUGGGACCCAAGAGCUUCCAGCAGUGUGCUGGCUUCAUCAGGAUCAACCCUCAAACUCUAAACAGCGCCAAGCCCUCGGCUGAGUCUGGACCAGCAGCACAAGAGAAACCGGUAACCAAGAAGGGCAGAGGGAAGGCCGGCGGUAACAUACCGACCUCGUUAAACGCCCUGGACCAAACCUGCAUUCACCCUGAGUCCUACCAUGUGGCAGAGAGAUUUCUAUCCUUUGUGGGUGGGAGUGUGGACCAAAUAGGCAGUGCAGGUUUGAAACACUGUGUGGAGAGCAAGGUUAACACAAGUUGUAUCGAAGAGCUGGCCAAGAAAGUGGACACCACCCCUGAGACCCUCAAACUCAUCAUAGAUGGCCUGACGCAGCCACCUGGCUUUGACAUACGACAAAAUUUUGGGCAGGCGGACUUUAAACGGGGCAUCGUGUCGAUGAGCGAUCUGCGGGUCGGUGCCGUGCUGACAGGCCGAGUGGACAACACAGCUCUGUUCGGAGCGUUUGUCGACAUUGGCGUUGGCCGCUCUGGCCUUAUCCACAAGAGCAACAUCACCCUGGACAAGCUACCCGUCAGCCAACGCCGCCGCAGCCUGGCUCUGGGCCCUGGGGAGCGGGUUGAGGUCAGAGUCCUCAACGUCGACAUUCAGCGGGGACGGAUUGGGCUGGACCUGAUUAGGGUCCUCCAGUAGAUUUGGUGAUUCCUUUAAAGAAUAUUCCACACUUGGGACUGGGCCUGUCACGUGAAGUUAGACAUAGGAGACAAAUUACCUCCAGAUGUUUACAGAAAUGUUGGAUACAAACUGAUUAGCUGCUUAUGAGCAGAGCAAAUAUAUUUGCUUUAACAGGAAAUCUGCCUUAUUUAUGGGAAAUGUUAGUUGUUUUACAACUGAAACACAUUUCAGUGUCUGUCAGUGUCAGCCUUGAGAUCCUACAGACCCAAACAAUUUUCAGAUUUAAAGACUUAAAAUGUUCACGUCGCUUUUUCAUUUGAAACAAUUUAAGCAAAAUGGUUGGUAAUCUAGAUGACAGAGGAAAUUCAUAACUAGCACUUUAACUGUGAUGCUAAUAGCUUUGUGCUUCAACUGAAUUGUCUUGUCUUUAUAAAAUAAGAUGUUUUGAGUAUUUUUUAUUAGUAUUCACUAACUCACAGAUAGCUGUAAAGCGUGGACUCUUGUUUUUUUGUCUUGUACUAUUCUUAAUAAUUAGGCAAUAAAUGUUUUUGUUUACCCCA